AUGAGAGCUAAGACGGGAAGAUUCGGGUGGAUGACUCUAAAAAUUGACUUGGCCAAAGCAUACGAUCGUAUCCAGUGGAUCUUCGUUCGUGAUACUCUGGUUGCUGCGAAAGUCCCCCAGGAAUUCAUCGAGCUAACAAUGAGCUGCAUCACUACCGCUAGCAUGCAGAUUCAAUGGAAUGGUGGGCUAACAGAGGAGUUUAGGCCAUCGAGGGGUCUACGCCAAGGCUGCCCUCUUUCCCCGUACAUCUUUAAGUUGUGCAUGGAGCGUAUUGGUAAACUGGUCGAGGCCACAGUAGCAAGAGAAGAUUGGAAGCCAAUCCUAUUAUCGCAGAGGGGACCACUGCUGUCACACUUGUUCUUUGCUGAUGAUCUAAUCUUUUUUGGUGUGUCCUCUAUGGAGCUGGUUCAAGUGAUCUCUCAAUGCCUUCGAGAGUUUGGAGCUGCCUCUGGUCAACAAGUUAGCCGGCCGAAAUCGCGAGUCUUCUUCUCCCAAAACGUUAUAGCGGCGGAUGUUGCGAGGUUAAGUGCAACUCUAGACAUACCAGAAACAAAGAACUUCGGUCGUUAUCUGGGGGUCCCCGUGAUCCAUGAUCCCGUUACCAAGGACACAUACACUGAACUCAUUGAUCGCAUCGAUGCUAGGCUUGCAUCGAAUUAA
Molecule: messenger RNA, 660 nt
Organism: Linum trigynum
Lineage: Eukaryota; Viridiplantae; Streptophyta; Magnoliopsida; Malpighiales; Linaceae
Source: the annotation of a GenBank genome assembly